Molecule: messenger RNA, 5127 nt
Organism: Chaetomium strumarium
Lineage: Eukaryota; Fungi; Ascomycota; Sordariomycetes; Sordariales; Chaetomiaceae
Exons: 7
Coding region: 1-5127 (1708 amino acids)
Source: RefSeq, a predicted model, not a curated record
AUGACCUCCCAGCUUCUGGCGUCUGAGCUCGCCAAUCUCGUUCAAGAGAGCAAGCGAAAGCACAACGACCUGCGCCAGGCCGCCGAAAAAUCACUCGAUGAGCUGAAGAGUAUAAGGGCACCGUCAGAAGCUCAAAUAUCUGACGAACUCGCCCAGCGCCCAAACUUCGUCAACCCCUUUAUCAUUGCAUGUGGCACCAAAAAUGCGAAGUUCACUGGCAUCGCCAUCGUCUGUCUCCAGCGGCUUAUUAUCUCCCGGGCACUCCCACGGUCCCGAUUAAGCCAGGUCCUUGAGGCGCUGCAGCAGGCAACGUCAGCAGGCCUCGAUGUCCAGCUCAAAAUCCUCCAAGCACUCCCUGCUUUGCUCGCCAACUAUUCUGCCGAUGUCAAGGGCGACCUACUGAUCACCGCCUUGAACGUUUGCUUCAUACUUCAGUCCAGCAAAAAUGCCAUCGUCAACAAUACAUCUGCUGCGACACUGCAGCAGCUGGUUGUCUCCGUCUUCGACAAGGUCGUGGCUGAGGACAAAUCUGGCGUCGACUCACCUCCUGCUGGCGAAGUUCCCAUGCGGAAUGGCUCUGCUCCGCUCCGAGCCGCUGCCAUGGAUGCGUACAGGGUGAGCCAACGACCUGAGUACCUCAGGUUCUCGGGGCUCGCCCAGACUUUUGGCCUAGAGUUGAUAGAGUCGGUGCUGACGAACCACGCCGCGAUCUUCACAACCCAUGUUGAGCAGGCCGACAUCCUACGUACGAGAGUGAUGCCAUUUGUCACCAGCGCACUCCGUAGCAGAUUAAACUUCGCAACCAGCGUCCGCAUCGUCCGCAUACUCUACACACUCCUACGGCAUCACCUCUCCAUCCUGCCGUCAGAGAGCGGGGAUGCCCUUGUGAUCUUGACCCAGCUCCUUGACCAAGAUACAACGGUCUGGAAGCGUUCGUUGUGCAUGGAGGUGUUUCGGGGCAUUUUCGCCGAGCACGCCCUACUUCGCCGCAUUUUCAUGCUCUUCGAUGCGCAGGAAGGCCGGAAAAGCAUCCUAAAGAACUUGACAGCCACGUUUGUCCGUGUCAGCACAGAAAAGCCAUCGGUCAUUGGCUUGGGUCAUCAAUCCACUAUCCCUGUUUCCAGCUCCGGCGCUGGUCAGUCAAGCGACCAGGUAAUGCUUGAUGCGAGUGGCAUGACUGGCAUCAUAGCUAGCUCGGUCAGUUCUGAUGGCCACAACACCGGAAUCAGCAACCAUUGGAGCAUCAUGCGAGUUCCCUGCAUCGACCAACUCGACAAAACCGAGGCCCCUACGAUCCCUGAGUCUUAUGUCUACAGCCUCACUCUGGCUUGUAUCAUGUCCCUGUCGGAAGGCCUUGCUAAGUUCAUCCUUCCCCUCACUGCCCCGAGUGAUGGCCGGAGAAGACGAGGCGCGAAGCAAGAGGUUGGACGCGACUCGCCUGCUCCUCAAUCAGACGAAACCGCAGAAAAGCUGGAACGCUCCGCAUCGUUCAAGAGGAACCCGGUGCCCGUUAACCCCUUAACACUCGAGAGCCACCCACUUUACCCAGAAGUCAGAGUCUGCGCCGGCUUCAUCGACGAGUGUUGGCCCGCUAUCCUCGCGACUUGCUCGACCUUCCUUUACGCUGCUCUGGAUUCCGAGUACUACCAUGGCCUUGUCCGGGCAUUCCAAAAGUUCGCCCAUGUUGCCGGUUUGCUGCAGCUGACAACUCCACGAGAUGCGUUUCUGACCACUCUGGGAAAAGCCGCUGUUCCUCCAAACGUUGUGACCGCGUGCAUGAAUGCUGGCCCGAUGCGGCCUCCGCCAAGCCCGGGAGUCACGGAAGGGACAGGAAACAUCUUCAGCAAUGCACGGGGAUUGCUGAGCGUCGAGAGCCUCGUCAGCCCGACACUUGGGGUUGACAGGCAGAGACAGCAUUCCAUGGACAUCAACAGUACCACCUUGAACACCCGGAACUUGCUCUGCUUGAGAGCUCUUCUGAACCUCGGCAUCGCUCUAGGUCCGACGCUCUCCUCAUCUUGGAGUAUCGUAUUGGAGACUCUACAGCAAGCCGACUUCGUCAUGUUCUUUUCCGGGAAGGCCGCAGGGAGGACGCCACUGGCUGCUAAGGGUCCGGAUCGCGAAGCUGAGCAGGAAGCGAGCGCCCUGCUCGCCAAUUUCAACACAGAGAUACGAGCGGUUGAGACGGCUGCGUCUCGUCUCUUUGAGAGCACGGUUGACUUUCCGAAUGCAGCUUUUGUGGAGGUUGUAGAGGCAGUAUGCAGCCUGAUCCAACAUAGCGAGCCAGCUUCAGAGGCGAGCAGCCGGCCCCAGUCACCGCCUUCUACACCCGGCCUUAAGAUGGCUGUACUUCCCGGGAAGCGGGUGCUCAGCAUCGCCUCGCCCGCUUCGGCAGGUCCAAACCAGGAGAACCAGUUUGCCUUGUCCAAGCUUGGUGACCUGGCGUCUAUCAACAUUGAACGGUUGCUCGCAUAUCCGCCCGAGGUGUCCGGUUGGACGCCAUUGACGGCUGAGCUUAUCAACACUCUGAGCUCAGGAUUUAAUACCGCUCCCGUCAGAGCGCGCGCGGCGGAAACACUCGUUCGUAUUCUCCUGGAGGAAGCCAACGCUAUCGCGUCUCAGCCAGAGGAAGUACGACACGAGAUCCAGAGGCGGCUCCUUGAGGCAUUCCGCGACUCCCUUCUUCCCCUACAGGCGCAGGACCGUGAAGCGUCUAUUGCAAGCCAUGCAGCGGACGUGGACAUGCACAAGAUUAUCUUGGAAGGUCUCAAAAGUCUACUCGAGAAUUGCGGCGAGUCAUUAAUAAGCGGCUGGGAGCUCACGUUCGAGAUUAUUGACACCAUCUUCAUUACCCGUAACCUCGGCACCGAAACCGAACGGGAGGUAUCAGGUCAGAGAACUGCUGUCCUAACAAGGGCCGUCAAGCUUAUACGGCCGUCGUUCGCAUCACUGCAGCUGAUAUGCUCCGACUUUCUGCCUUCGCUGCCUAAUACUUGCUUUCUCAACCUCGUCGAUACCCUGUACAAAUUCUGCACGCAAGAUGACGAACUUAAUGUGGCGUUGACAACUGUCACGUUUUUCUGGGCCAUUUCGGAUUUUCUCUCCGGGAAGAGCAAGUCCAUGUCCAUUACAGAAGAGAUGAUGCAGGACUCUGCAGACAACACGUUGAUUCGAAUUGCAUCGCAGCCGUUCGAGGACGGGUCGGCCGCCGCGCUAUGGAUGCUUCUUCUCCUGAGGCUUACCUCUGUGGCGACGGACCAAAGACUAGAGCUCAGGAACAGCGCCAUCCAAACGCUGAUGCGCAUAAUGUCUGCGUAUGGCGAAAGCCUCAGCCCGGAGGCUUGGUCGGUUUGCAUGAACGCGGUCAUCUUCAGCCUUCUGUCUUCGGUAGAAACCGAGUUGAAUGCCCUCAGCUCGCUUCCUACGAAAGGCAAGAACCAGGAUGAGUGGCAAGAGACAGCGAUCGUAGUCACACAGGGGGUAUCGGAUUUGUUUGGGUCUUACCUCAAUGUACUCGCCGCUCAUCGAAGCUUCCCGGAAACCUGGCGCGAUCUAAUCAACCAUUUCCGGACUCUACUGGACCUUGAGAUUCUCGAUAUCAGCGCUGCUGCUUACAGCGCCCUCCGCGACAUUCUCCACAGGUGUGGAGGACAAGAGAGGCCGAGCGUUGGGAGAGAUAGCCUCGACCUCGCUUGGGAUCUGUGGUCUCGGCGAGUGCCUGUGCCUGAGAGCUCGAGAGACGACAAGUCAGCAGACAACCAGAAAUGCCUGCUAGUUUGGGUCGAGUGCUUUUUAGAGCUGUAUUCCCUGAUUCAGAACGACUUCAGCGUUGAGGGUGUUCCCAGCUUGCUCAUCCUCCUACGCGAAGCCAUGCAGCACGCAAACCCUGGGGCAUAUGCCAGCGACGUCGAGUAUGUUACGCCGCUACAAGGCAAGAUCCUGGAGGUCUUCCGCACGAUGCGCACAGAAUCUCAAGGUGUUCCGUCUGCUAUGAUCACGCAAGUUGCAGAGUUUGUCUCAUUAGCCUACGAUCAAGAAGACGCAGCCAAGGCAGCAGCGGAGAGGCGGACGUAUGUGGCCAUGUCAAAGGAGAGCAUGUCCAUCCUCCAGUCCUUGAUCGUGAAGCACGCCUCACAACGGGACAUUUACGAGACGGGAGCGUUUGCCACGGCGUUGGCCGCCCUCGCUAAACCGAUCGUCCUUAAAUAUCAGUUCAAGAUAACCACAAAGACUAAUUCCCCGUGGAAGACAGCGACAGAGGCCGCCUUGGCCGUGCUUGACGCAGCACUUCCUCACCUUCACAGCAUCGAACUACCUCAAGCGACAGUCCGGGAAAUCUGGCAGAUCAUCAUAUCCAUCGCCAACGGCAUCAUCAGCGCUGGCUUGGCCGCUCCUGUGACAGCCGCCACCGACAUCAUGGACGACCAACAGUUCGACAUCAUUUCAUUCGGCAAACUACGCAAGCUCAUCAUCCCGACCCUUGGAGCCGAGGUAAUUCCUGAUGAAACUAGGAAAGCGUACGCCGAGGGACUGUUCCGCACAUCUAUCAUCCACCCGCCUACUCCGGCCGAAGCCGCGGUCAUCGAUGGGAACAAUGGGGCUGAUCCGACACGUCUGAAGUCGCUGUACAAGAAACGCAUCGGCCGCACCAUCGAUCCUCCACCAACCAUGCGCGACCUCAUGAGCGCGGUCUGCCUGGACGAACUUUUCUCGCUUGUCGAAGUCCAAGAUGAAGAGAAGCGCACGUCGGACGCCGCAAGCGCUUCAGAGCCGAUCCACGAGCUACACGUCCGCCUCGCCCGCAUCGCCGCACCGUAUCUCAUCCUCCGCUGUGCCCUCACCCUCCGCAGCUACGUCGCCGACCAACCGCUACGGGGGCGCAUGCCACAGCCGCUGUCGCAGCGCAAGGAGCUGGCCCGUAUCCUGCGCAGUCUGGUUGGGUUGCGCUCAGAGCCGGACGCGAUUCCGGAUGCGCCGAACGUGGAUAGCGAGACGCGGAAGCACCUGUUCAGGUUGUAUCCGCUGCUGGUUAGUGCGGUGCAGGUCGCCGGCACGGCCGGGGAUCAGAUGGUGCUGGAGCUGAUCAGGGAGGCGCUGGAUGUGGUGGGCGGGGAGUUUGGCAUUUGA